AUGGAUAGAGAGAAGUUUCGGCAGAAGGCUCUGAAGCAAACUAAGCAGAAGAAAUCCAAGUCGGCUGAAUUUCUGAUGGUUAAAGAAGAUAGAGAGGCUACGGAAGGCAUUGGGAACCCAGCUUUUAACGUGAGCAGCCCGGAUCUCUUAGCACAUCAGACUUCAGACAGAAAAGUUAUUAGACGUGACACGCUGGAUCGUACCCUUGCAGCUCACCAACAAAAAUGCAGGCUGCUGGCCUCUGCUGAACCAAAAGGAAAUGAAUACAGCAGAAAUUACUUUGACCCACUGAUGGAUGAGGAAAUAAACCCAAGGCAGUGUGGGAUGGAGGUCAGCAGAGAGGACGGUACAGAAUCCACGGAUAUCAUCAAAAGAGACAUGUACAAGAGAAGGCGAGGAGUUACUCUCAGGAUAGUUUUUAGCAGUAGCCCAAAGCAAGGUGAACUGAAAACUGAAAAAAAAAAAUCCCAGCCUUUUAUUUGCCCAAUACACUUGGGGGAUGAAAGGAGAACCAUUCUCCUGAAUAGCAAUGUUGAUGGGGAAGUGAGCAUCCAUAGACCUGAUCUUGUAACGGAAGCCCAGUGUAACGCCCUUGACCGUGGUCUGUAUGAUUCCUCCGGGGCCCUUCACGAGAACAGUGCUUCCCUUCAGAGUGAUGUCGACAUUUUCUGGAAGGUUGUCAGUCUCAUUGCUGAGAAUCGUCUUGAUUCUUGCACACCCCUGCAAGUUGACACUAGAAUUCUCAAUGAUCGAUUAAUGAAGCUGUUUGAGGAGAGAGGACAAGGAGAAGCCCAAGAUGGGAGCCGCCAGGAGGAGAUUUUGGAUUCUGAAGAGACAGUGAAUUCCAGAAAGAGACCGGAAUCCCACAAAGAGGGCAGCGAGGCAUCUGAAGGAUAUGUUCAGAAAAAUACAAUUCUGCUUGGAAGUUCUUCUUUGGAACAGGCAAACCUUUUCAUUAUCCCCAUUGUCAAUUUCUCUUCCUUUUAUCUCCCCUCCUCUUGUACCCACUGCAGAGUGCCAAGUCAACCAUUAAUUGCACAUCGAGAUGUCUGGAAAGAAAACAGGCCGGCCGAGCUCUGUACGCUCACAGACGUAACUCACGAAUCAAAGGCAGCAGCAGCAGGACCUUGCUGGAAGGUUGAGCGCAGCCAGGCGCCUCAGCAUCUUCAAGUACGGAUGAAAUGUGCAAGAGGCCUCAAGAACAAGGCUCCCCGAGGCUCCUACCGCCUCAGGGUGUCCCUGCUUGGUCGACCAGGUGGCUGUGUCUUCCAGUGGCAGCAAACGGAGCAGCUGAAGACCAGAACACACCCAGUGAGGCAUGAUGGAAAUUUUUAUGAUCUGGGGCUCUAUUUCCACGAAAGCCUUUAUGUGGCACUCCCUCCGAAGAAAGAUGUGAAACCUGGCAUGGCGUUCUUGUUUGAACUCUGUCUCCUUCGUGGAAAAUAUGCUUCUUUUGACUGGGUUGUGGGCUGGGCAGCCUUCCCUGUGUGUGAUAACAACUUCGAUGUAGUGGAUGGGAAAUUCAAGUGUCCCCUUCUCCGAGGUCACUAUGACCAGAAAUUCGACAGCUUCAGGAAAAUGGAAGAUUUGAUGUGCCAGGACUUGGACCACUGGCUGUGCAAUCUCUACUUUCAGGUUAUUAAACUUCCUCUGUGUUUGGAUGAUCAAACAACCUAUGAAAGGCAGACUCAGCUUCCUCCCGAAUUUCCAGUUUCUUUAAUGGCUGGAGCAGAGACAGCAGAAUCAGGCGUGGAGAAUACGGCUGGCCUUUCAGAGAAACAAACAGAAGAAAACAUUUGUUCGUCCCUGGAUGGGCAGCCCCUGACCCCUCUGAGAGAUCCCGACACCCAUAAGGGAAGUGUUCCCACUGAUGUAAAGGAAGUAGAGACGCACUUUAACGCCAAGGAGGGAGGGAGAAGGCAACCAGCAAGCUCACAACAGGAUCCCAAGACCCAGAUGAGAACUGCAGCCCUGCCUGAUAACAUUGAUUUUGACCUGGUAAGAUUUGAAGAAGCAGAACCAGCUGGGCCGUGCUAUGCUCGGAUUUCUGACCUGCAAAAGAUGAGGCAUUCGGCAACACCCGGAGACAUUUUUGGUUGCAGCAAGUGGGGGAGGGAUGGAGGGGUGGAAGGUACUGCGGGCAUCCAGUGGGUAGAGGCCAAAAAUGCUGCUAAACAGUUUAGAAAACACGGGGCAGCCCCCAUAACAAAGAAUGAUCCAAUCCAAAAUGUCAACAGUGCUGAGGUUGAGAAACUCCAGGAUAAGUCACACAUCAUAUCAAAAAGAAGCAUUUCUAAUAAAUUUGGUCCCUGCCCUAUGGACUGUGAUCUCAAUCUCUUAAAAGAAGACCGUGAAUUACACAAGAAGACUCUGUCUUUUGAUGAAACAAUCCCCUCGUUCUUCAUCUGGCCAGAUGGGAGUGCUCCCUGGAGUCGUGCACAAAGACCCCGUAAAGAGUUUGGGGGAGAAAAAGCUGCCGCUAAGUGGAGCUUAAUUGUGCUAGAACUACCAGGAGAUCUGGAGGUGUGUCCUGGGCAACAGUUGCAAAAAAUCAGGGCCCCAGACAACCGUAUAACUAGUUUUUGGGAAUUCUUAUCAAGAUGUAGUGAGACCACAAAGAGAGAAAGCCUGAUAAAUCACUCAGUGAAGGAAAAAUCAGCUGCAUGGAGAACUGGAGAACUUGAGGAUUAUUCAGAGGAUGUAUCUUACUUGGAGGAACUGGAGAAACACAGAUUUUCAGUUUGGUGUUCCUCGGUUGCUGAUGGUACUGGAUCUAGAGAGUUCUUCAAGCACCUUCAUUUCGGGAUGGUGUCGGCGUUCUCGGAACUUCAAUUCGCUGAGUGGCGAAGCCAGGGCUUCUGGUUCAUCAUCCUACUGAUGGCAUCUCUCUGGUUCCUGAGGCUCUACCUCCAUUACCUUAGCCAGUGGCUUUUCCUCCAGGCCAUUUCAAUUCCUGUUACAAAAUUCCAUUUUUCCCCUUUCACGGUUGAGCUUUGCUACCCAUCUUCCUCACUUGCCAUCAAAGAAGAGUUGCUCGUAGUUGUGGUGGGUCCUUUAAUGCUGAAUGCAGUGAUACUUCCUUUGGUUCUGAUCAGAUGGGGCUGUCAGCUACUGUUUGCCUCCUGCCCUGAUGUCUUGUCAAAAUUAAUCAUUACCAUGGGACUAUGGACAGUUCUAGACCCAUUGGCCGUGUUUAUAGUGGAUACUGUCCUCGGGCGGCUUACACAGAAUGGGGAGACUCCCAUAGCUGACGCAGCAAAGCUGUACUGGGUGUUUGUAAGAACCAUGCAGUCGGGAAUUCUCGGUGUCAUGCUCACAGUGCUAAUUUACAUCCUCCUGUUCAUCAUUUCUUCUUUGAUUUUAUAUUUGUACUGUCUCAGAUUGCACAAUGAUUCUUGGAUAUUGGAUGUAUUUCAACGCAUCCAUAGUGAAGAAACCAAGUUUUUCAUACCGUAUGAUUUGGAGAUUUCCAAUCAGGAGCUCAGUUACAUAGUGAAAAGGUCUGAGCAGUGGAGAGGAAUCAACGGUGACAGAAGGAAGGUGGCAGUGUAUGAUUAUAUCUGGAAAAACCAUGGCUUCAAGUCCAGAAUCUCCAGCUGUGACCUCCAAAAGCAAAAUGAAAUUUCUGUGUCUGCACUUGGUCCAGAAGAUAUUAUUUCUCAUGUAUCUAUAUACACCGUUUACCCCAGUGGAUUCCAAGAGCUGUACCGCCAUUUUCUCAGACUCCCCAGUGGUGCCAUUGUUGAGACUUGA
Molecule: messenger RNA, 3753 nt
Organism: Prionailurus viverrinus (fishing cat)
Lineage: Eukaryota; Metazoa; Chordata; Mammalia; Carnivora; Felidae
Exons: 26
Coding region: 1-3753 (1250 amino acids)
Cellular component (GO): perinuclear region of cytoplasm
Source: RefSeq, a predicted model, not a curated record